AUGCACACUCCUGGUAAAGGUAUUGCAAGGUCUGCCUUGCCAUAUCGUCGCACCCAACCUUCCUGGUUAAAGGCUACGCCCGAAGAUGUUGAAGAGCAAAUUCUUAAACUUGCGAAAAAGGGAAUGACACCCUCUCAAAUUGGUGUGCAACUUCGAGAUUCUCAAGGAAUUGCACAAGUGAAAAAUGUUUAUGGUAGUAAGAUUCUUCGUAUCUUGAAGAAACGCGGUUUGGCGCCCGAGAUUCCCGAAGACCUAUAUCACCUGAUCAAAAAAGCCGUCGCCGUUCGUAAGCACUUGGAACGCAAUCGCAAAGACAAAGACUCCAAAUUCCGUCUGAUUUUAAUUGAAUCAAGGAUUCACCGUCUUUCCCGAUAUUACAAGACCUCAGGUCAACUGGCUCCGAAUUGGAAAUAG
Molecule: messenger RNA, 414 nt
Organism: Acaulospora colombiana
Lineage: Eukaryota; Fungi; Glomeromycota; Glomeromycetes; Diversisporales; Acaulosporaceae
Source: the annotation of a GenBank genome assembly